This is a messenger RNA of Mitosporidium daphniae, 1797 nucleotides long. RefSeq lists its product as uncharacterized. The record is from RefSeq and is a predicted model, not a curated record. Gene Ontology annotation, cellular component: plasma membrane. Gene Ontology annotation, biological process: succinate transport; transmembrane transport. The transcript has a single exon. Gene Ontology annotation, molecular function: transmembrane transporter activity. NCBI's taxonomy places the organism in Eukaryota, Fungi, Microsporidia. Bases 1 to 1797 code for a protein of 598 amino acids.
AUGAAUUUGAUUUUGAUCGAAGAGUCGCUAUUGCAGCAGAAGCUGGCUUUUUUGGCUAUGGUUGUUGCAGACAUGAUGCAAUCUGGUUUAGCCACCUUCUACAUCGUUACUCUUAUCCAAAACAUAGUUGGUAAAGACUUCCUUAUGUUGUCGAUCUUGCCAACUCAUGUUGCUAUAUCUGUAUCCGUAAAUGAUUUAAAUCAAAAAGAUAUAUCAAGCUCUAGGGCUUUUAAAUCAGGAUACAAUAUGAAAAAAAUGGAGAGGCUUACUCGUCUCCUUAAAGGGCCUUUGGAUGACCCAAAAGCUAGUGAAAUUUCUUCGAGCCGAUUUUCAGCAAAAGAACUUAGUGGUGGGUAUGAUGAAAAACAAACGACCAAACCUUUUGCACAUUCUGGGCAUAUUCAGUGUUCUGACGAUGCUGAUGAUUCUGAACACGUUGAGGCCAAUCAUAAUGUUGAGACGACAGGAGCUUUUGGACCUCCUGAGGGUUCUGAGGUAGCCGGUGUUUCGCUAGCUCCUCAGGUUGAUAAAACUAUGGCAACUUCCAGUACACAAGCUAACAAUGGAAAUUCUCCUGAUGUCUUUAUAACUAUCGAAGACUCUCGUUUUAAAGUUGAUGCUAAUUUGGAGAAAUCAGAAGAUAAAGAUAAGAAUUUUAACUCCGAUAAGGACAUUGAUAAAAUUAAGGUUGAUUCACGUAUCAUUUCAAGGCUUGAUAACUUGAAAAAAGAAUAUGAAAAAAUGAAACAUGAACCGGAUUCUUCUAUUUUAAAAGGAAUUCCUUUCUGUUCGGCCACGAAAAAUAAUAUACUUGGGAUUCACUUUAUAGCUGCUGUAUUUGCUGCUGUUUCUGGACCUAUGUGUUUUUCUGGUUCUCUGAAAGACCAGUGUUACGGCUCUAUAGUUGGAAUCAUUGCUGCUAUACUACUUUAUUUUACCGAGAUCUCAAUACUUUUUAACCGCACUCAAGUUUUUAUAAGUUCUAUUAUAUGUGGGUUUUUGACCUUCCUUUUCUGCUAUUAUGAUAGUGAAAUCUCAUUUUGGCCAAUCGUUUUGGGAGCUACCCUUUGGAACCUUCCUGGUUUCUCGAUAACGAUGGGGGUAGUAGAAACAUUUUAUUUCAAGUCCAGCGGGGGGAUUAUCGGAGUUUCGAUGCUCAUCAAAGGAAUGUCAGAGGGUAUUCUCAUGGCGCUUGGAUUCGGUGUCUCAAUAUAUAUUGGUCGAUUAAUCUUUAACGGGCAUUAUGUGCACCUCUCUAUUCGUGCUAAUAGUACCGAGCAAUUUUCCCCUACUACGAUUGCACUAUUUUCUUCUUCCUUUUUGACAGUUGGGGCGACCCUUCUAAUGGAAGGAUCACGUAUGCAAAUUCUCCUUUCUUUUAUUCCUAUGGUAGUUUGCAACUUUGUCUUAUUUGGUUGCAUCGAGUUGGGAAUGCCAAGCAUGCUUUGCGAUUUCCUUGCCUCUUUCUCAGUUUGCAUCUUGUCUAUGAUAAUUAGCGAAUAUACAAAGAGCUCUUAUCUUGUUUACGUUUAUAAUGGAAUCCUUCCUCUCGUCCCUGGGGGCAAUUUUGUCAAGGAAACGUUUGGAAUUAUUGAAGACAUGGUUGUUGGCGAUUACGAGCACCCUGAAAAAAAAGAUUUCGCCAAGACAAAGUAUCCUCCGUUUAUGUCGUCAAUCGUAUCUGCAUUUAGUAUUGGGCUUGGAAUAAUCGUUAGCGACUCUAUUUAUAAUCUAUUGAAAAAAUCACUCUUAAAACUGAAAAAAGUUGUCACAUUUUACCAGAUUCUUCUUAAGUAA